AUGUCAUCCAAGCGUAAGAAGGGUCAAGGUGAUCAAAAUGGGUCAAGCCGAAAUUUGGAUGGUCGCAGAUUAAGAACAGUCAAUGAAGCAAAGGCAUUAGCUGAAUAUCUAGCAAUCAAACCGGAAAUGGCCAAGAAAGAGAAAGAAGAGAGGAGGAAACGAUGGGAACAAGUUGUAGAAUUGGCAGAGCGAAGGGAGCAGGAAAUUAAGAAUGGUACGAAAGGAAAGGUGGAUGGAAAAUGGGUUGAGGAUAAAGAGGAAGCCGGAGAGAGGACGCGUGAGGCUGUCAUUGCAGCUAUGAAGGCUGGAAACUAUAAAGACAAUUUGUUGGCAACAUCUUCAGGCAGUGGUUCGGGAACCGAUGGCUCCGCUAGUGAAGAAGAUGAGGUUAUGGGGGAUGUAGACUCAAACGACACAACUCCACCUUCGGAAUCUACACCAGGCAAACCAAAAUCUAUGAGUUUCUUCGGCUUUGAUGAAGAUGAUGAGUUUAUGAGUGAUGAUGAAGAGGAGGAUGACGACGAUGAGAAGGACGAAAUUGAAGCCAAGGAGCUCGAAGUCCCAGAAGAAGUGGAUGAUGAGGAAGAGGGAGAAGAGGAGGUUGAGCAAGUUGCCAAAGAGCCAACACCACCUCCUGCUCCUGCUCCAACAAAGACGAAAAGCCGAUCAAAGAUCCCCGUGAAAGCUCCCACAAAAGCAGCGGCAAAAGCACCAGCGGAGGCGCCUGCUAAAGCCCCUGCCAAAGCAGCUGCAAAGGGAAGAGGAAAAGGCAAGGGGAAGGCCAAAUAA
Sclerotinia sclerotiorum 1980 UF-70 is the source of this 789-nucleotide messenger RNA. RefSeq lists its product as hypothetical. NCBI's taxonomy places the organism in Eukaryota, Fungi, Ascomycota, Leotiomycetes, Helotiales, Sclerotiniaceae. The record is from RefSeq and is a predicted model, not a curated record. Gene Ontology annotation, cellular component: nucleus. The transcript has a single exon. Bases 1 to 789 code for a protein of 262 amino acids.